This is a messenger RNA of Osmerus eperlanus (European smelt), 1772 nucleotides long. RefSeq lists its product as uncharacterized. The coding region runs from base 218 to 907 and encodes 229 amino acids. Lineage: Eukaryota; Metazoa; Chordata; Actinopteri; Osmeriformes; Osmeridae. The record is from RefSeq and is a predicted model, not a curated record. The transcript has 2 exons.
AUGGCUGCCUUUCUUAUUUAAACCUCUGUCUUAGAAGAAUAGAUAAGCUUGAAAUGACUGCCGCACACUGCGAUCCUGUCGCUAGACAAUAUUCAUGUAUACCAGAGUACAGAUUGCACGCAUGAAAUUAAGAUGUUGUGGCUGUCAAGGAUGGAAAAAGGAUAUGUUUUAUAUUUAACCCUUUGCAUUCCAUGAUCCGCCUACAAAUAAGUAGAAAAUGAUGCACCAAGUCACCAGCAGCAGCAAUGACUAUUGCAUGACAGGGUUGUCUGAGGACUGUCAGCAUUCAACCAGCCACUUUGACUUGUGCAGCUCACAGUCCAAUAAAUUCUACCCGUCGCCCCAAACCCCCACUCUGCAGCUCCCUCUCCCCAGUCUGCCACCUCUGACACAAGGCAUGCAUAAACCCAUGACCUGCCAGAUGCAGGACAACCAGAACGACUUCCACUCCCAAACGGUGAGGAUCCGGGGCAGCGAGGCCACACCGGGGCCGGAGGGCCCCAAGAAGAAGAAAGGGAUCGUUAAGUCCGGUCGGAGAGGACGGCCAUCUGGGACCACAAAGUCAGCCGGGUACCGGACCAGCACCGGACGCCCGCUGGGGACCACAAAAGCUGCGGGGUUCAAAACCAGUCCUGGGAGGCCCCUGGGGACCACCAAGGCUGCCGGCUACAAGGUGAGCCCGGGCAGGCCUCCUGGAAGCAUCAAGACUCUGGCUCGCCUCAAGAAGCUGGAGUACGGCAGCUGCGACGGCAACUGCGACGGCACCAAGAAGCUCGACUUCAGCAGCUGCAGCGGGCCCAAGAAACUAGACUAUGCCAGCUGUGAUGUCACGCCGUUCUCGUACUCUAUGAUACAGAAGCGUGGCAUCUGUGAGCCCAGUGGCAAAGUGGAGGAGCCCAACGAGUAAGGCCUGUAGUACUCGAUGAACAGCUUGGAACUCACUUCAAGUGCAUGUCCAACACCGAAUGACUGCAAUACCCCUGAGGGGCAUAUAUGUGUGUUGAAGAUGUGAACUGUUGGUAUCCUGGCAUCUCAAACUGACAAAGAAUGGCUUCUCUUUAAUGUACUUUGCUAUGGUCAUUAUGUACUCUUCUCUUUUCCCAGUACAUGACUGAACUCUAUUUCUAUAGGACGUAUGCUAUCUUGUUUAACAGAGAUGCAUGAGGCAUAGAAUACAAUCUGAGUAGUUACACAUGAAUGAAAGCCAUCUUAAUCGUCAUCAUAAUACUGUUUUAAUCUCUGGUGGGGUGGUCUUUUUCUAUAAGAUGUUUGGGAUAUAUGAUUUUCAUGUGCUCAUUAAUGCUCUGAUAAAUGUUGUAUUGUUAUCCUGAGUAGCUUAGUAGCUUCCCUGGUCUGGUCAUGAUGAAACAUGCUCGUAAUUUAGAGUACAAACACACAACACACAGGCUUUUUUCUCUUCCUUGGGUGUAUGCUAGUGUUGUACUUUUUUGUGUUGUGUCCAGUACAAUGUACUUUACUUUGUAACUACUGUAUAUACUAUAUAGGAAUGGAUCCAGCGCAAUAUAACAUUGAGCAGGUUUUUGUAAGCUUGUAUAGACUUAUCGAAAUAUCCUCACAUAUUACUUUGAACACAUGAAUUAUUUCAUUGUGAAAAUGCUUUUGUCUGUGUAUGGUAUUUUCCUCCUGUCCUCACCGUCAAACAAAACCCUGAAUGAGCUGUUUGGUGUUACACUGUUGAUUAGAUUUUUUUUAUUUUAAACAACAGAGAAAAUGCUAUGUGGAAAAAAUGUGCUUAUGUAUGUAAAACCAAA